Drosophila biarmipes is the source of this 574-nucleotide messenger RNA. RefSeq names its product general odorant-binding protein 56h (gene Obp51a). Gene Ontology annotation, molecular function: odorant binding. The record is from RefSeq and is a predicted model, not a curated record. Bases 21 to 386 code for a protein of 121 amino acids. The transcript is spliced from 2 exons. Lineage: Eukaryota; Metazoa; Arthropoda; Insecta; Diptera; Drosophilidae.
GAUUUGUGUCAUUUAUCAAAAUGAAAGUACUGGCUACCUUGGCUAUCCUGAUGACGCUGGGUCCUCUGACCUCAGCUGUAUUCCAACAUAUAGCAAAUCAGUGCGCGAAGAGAGACGGAAUCACCCCAGAGUUCCUUGCGAACAACCCGCACAGUUCUCGAGUCAAGUGCUAUUACGCUUGCAUGUUGGAAAAGCUCGAUUUAGUUGCCAAUGGAGUGACCGGGAUAUACAACCUGUCCGUCCUAAAUAUAACACCGGAGAACUACGAUAAGUAUGGUAUCGUUGUACAGUCAUGCCUGACCAUUAUAGAACCCAGGAACAAUAAGUGUGAGCAAGGAUUCAGGGUAUUCGAAUGCCUUAAAAGGCACGUUGAUGGGUUGCCCUGAGCUAACUAAAUUGUUAUUGUAGAAUUGGAAAAUUAGGUCUCAACCCACUCGCAUAGUGAGUAAUGAGCAUUAUUAUUUUCUAUAUUCGUAUCAGCGUGUUAUAUAAAAAAUAAAGCUAUUUUAUUUUAUUAAAGUUUUUUGAUUCUUCUGUACUCGUAAGUAACAGAAGGCUCAAUUCCUGCACAUUA